Messenger RNA from Trichoplax adhaerens, 1200 nucleotides. RefSeq lists its product as uncharacterized. The record is from RefSeq and is a predicted model, not a curated record. Gene Ontology annotation, molecular function: histone H4 acetyltransferase activity; histone binding. The transcript has 15 exons. Gene Ontology annotation, biological process: subtelomeric heterochromatin formation. NCBI's taxonomy places the organism in Eukaryota, Metazoa, Placozoa, Uniplacotomia, Trichoplacea, Trichoplacidae. Gene Ontology annotation, cellular component: nucleus. Bases 1 to 1200 code for a protein of 399 amino acids.
AUGGAAGUCGGGAAAGAUCACGAUUUGAUAGCAUCAGCUAAUGAAGCAAUCCAUCUCAAGCUAGUCAGUAAAGGAGAUGAAGUUCUUGAAAAAUCAGAAUCAUUUCACCCUGAAUUUACUCAUCAACUAUUCGGAGACAAUGAAGCGAUAUUUGGAUAUAAGGAUUUGGAAAUCAAGUUAUACUAUGGAUCUUCGAGCCUCCUAACUUAUUUUGGAUUCACAUAUUCACAGAAAAUUGAUCCGUCUACUUCUGACGGUGUUAAAGCCGACGAUAUUAUUCAAAUUUUAUCAGAUGUUUUACCCCAAGGUUUUUACACCAAUCAGGAUGAAUAUAUGCGUGUAUUAGAAAAGGAAGAGAGUAAUUUUAAGCCGUUCGGGGAGAUAAUCAAUAGCUAUUCAUUGGACGAUCAAACAUUUGAGAUUAGGAAGGCCAACGUUGAUAUACCCGGCUUUAAAGCAUACCACGAGAGACUUAGAACCUUUCUGAUUUGGUAUAUUGAAACUGCUUCAUUUAUCGAUGAUGACGACGAAAAAUGGACAUUUUAUCUACUAUACCAUAAGCGGAAGGAUCACAACGCUUUUCGUUAUGAUAUCAUUGGAUAUAUGACCUCUUAUAACUAUUACGCAUACCCCGACAAGAUUCGAUCAAGAAUUAGUCAAAUCAUUAUAUUACCACCAUAUCAAAGGAAUGGUCAUGGAGCUAAGUUAUUAGAAAGUUAUUAUUCACUGGCAGAAAAGGAUGACAACAUUUUAGAUAUCACAGCGGAGGAUCCAUCUGAGAAUUUCAUAAGCUUACGAGACUUUGUUGAUUGCCGUCGUUGCGCAAAGCUACCAGCAUAUUCUGAUCAAAAUCUACAUGAUGGAUUCAACGAGAAUAUGGCUAAUGAGGCACGAAAAAAACUCAAGAUUCAUAAGAAACAAGCAAGAAGAGUUUAUGAAAUUCUCCGUUUGAAAGCAACAGAUCGAAGUAAUGCUAAAGAGUAUCUGGCUUACAAAAGUUAUGUUAAAAAGAGGCUUAGCCAGCCAUUCAAGAAAGAAGAAAAAGACUUGUUGAAGUUGCAAAAAUUUUUGAAGCCCGAGGAGUACAAUGCUGCGAUAAUUCAAGCAAAUAGCCAAGACAAAGUACAGCUCCUUAAUGAUAGCUAUAAAGCAAUCGAAGAAUCUUACCUAUCAAUUAUUGAAAAGUUAGCUCUAUACUAG